UCAUCGAUCAAUCAAGUUUCAAGAUCUCCAUUUUGAUUCCAUUUAGGUGAAAAUGGAAUUCUUCCAAAGGGCUAAAGUGGUGCGUUUGAGAAGCCACCAUGAUAAAUACCUAUUGGCAGAUGAUGAUCAAGAAGGUGUUCACCAAGAUCGUCUUGGUUGCUGCCGAAAUGCAAAAUGGACGGUGGAGAUCAUAGAACAUGCAAACUUGAUUAGAUUGAAGAGUGUUUUUGGAAAAUAUUUAACAGCCUCUAAUAUGCCAUUUUUGUUAGGUGCAAGGGGGAAAAAAGUGAUGCAAACUCUUCCCUCAAGGUUGAAUUCAUCUUUGGAAUGGGAACCUAUAAGAGAAGGUGAUCUCAUUAGGCUUAGGACUCGGUAUGGUCAAUAUUUACGCGCCAAUGGAGGAUUACCACCUUGGAGAAACUCGAUCACACAUGACAUUCCUUACCGUUCAAAAACAGCAAAUUGGAUUAUAUGGGAGGUUGAUCUUGUGGAGAUUCGGCCACCACCGCCUAAACAAAUAGAAUAUUCCCCUAGUGUUGUUGAAGAAAUUGCUCAUCCUAAUGACUCUUCAACCGAACGUUCUCGAUCUCCUUCUCCUUCUCCUCCACAUUCUUCUGAUGAUGAUUUAGAUAAUGAUAAUCCAUUCGCUUUAAUUGAUCUUAGAUCUUCCAUACCAAUUGAGAGUUCUGAUUUAGAAGGUAAUGAAUCACCGAUGAAAGAAGGGAGGAUUAUAUUUUAUAACGUGGGUGAUGAAAAUGGGGAUGUUCCCGAAGGAAGUGAAGAAAAGUUCUUUACAUUCAAAGGGAGUAGUGUAACCGAGUUAAAGGAGAAGCUGCAAGAAGAGAUAGAGCGUGAAGAUAUUGUUAUAUGUUCUCGCAACCCAUUGAAUGCAAAAGUAUAUCCACUUCGUUUACAAUUACCUCCCAACAAUGUUGAUAUACACGUUAUCGUGGUUCCUUCUUCAUUUGUUGGAAAUUAGCAUUCUCUAGUUUUGGAUAGUUCUUAAAAGUUACGAAUUCCAUUUAUUUGCUUUUAAGAAAAAUAGCAAAUUUUAUAGUAGCAGAUGUAAAAAGUAUGCUAAGACAUUUUGAAAGACUUUAUACAUCAGUUCUACCAUCGAUGUAAAAAAUGUCUCAAUUACUACAUCUGUUUUAAAACAGAUACGAAAAGAAGAUGAUGGGAAUCACAAUCUCAUUGGUGGAAAACAUGAAAUGCAUGAUGCAAAAGUAUUCAGGAGAGGAAUUUGGCUCUCUGACAUGAGUGUCUAUAUUUGAACCUUCUGCACCAAUAAUUUGAGAAAAAGGACAAAAAUAGUAAAAAGGGAAAACUAUAUGAAAGAG
Lathyrus oleraceus (garden pea) is the source of this 1340-nucleotide messenger RNA. RefSeq lists its product as uncharacterized. NCBI's taxonomy places the organism in Eukaryota, Viridiplantae, Streptophyta, Magnoliopsida, Fabales, Fabaceae. The record is from RefSeq and is a predicted model, not a curated record. The transcript has 2 exons. Bases 53 to 979 code for a protein of 308 amino acids.